Molecule: messenger RNA, 3397 nt
Organism: Acyrthosiphon pisum (pea aphid)
Lineage: Eukaryota; Metazoa; Arthropoda; Insecta; Hemiptera; Aphididae
Product: collagen alpha-1(V) chain
Exons: 32
Coding region: 1-2916 (971 amino acids)
Cellular component (GO): extracellular matrix
Molecular function (GO): extracellular matrix structural constituent
Source: RefSeq, a predicted model, not a curated record
AUGUUGAGGGUAACUGCUAGCAGUGAAUUGGAUCUAGUUUGUGCUGCGAGAAGUAUCUUUAUUGUAUUUCAGGGUAAUACAGGAUUACCAGGAGAACGAGGAGAAACUGGACCUAGAGGAUUCAGAGGCGCAAGAGGCCGUGAAGGAUCUGAAGGAAUCCCCGGACCAAAGGGUGAUACUGGACAACCUGGGCCUACUGGUGCUUUGGGAGAACGUGGAAUACCGGGUGCGGAUGGCUUAAGAGGAUUUGUCGGUCCUCCAGGUGCUCCCGGAAUUAGUGGAAAAGAUGGUUUACCUGGCUUUCCGGGAGAACGAGGUCCUCCAGGUGACACGGGACCAAUAGGUGUUACUGGAAUCCCUGGAGUCGUUGGGCCACCAGGUCAAUCAGGCGAAAUAGGUUCUGUUGGAGAACCAGGGCCAUCGGGUCAACCAGGAUUACCAGGAGAAGCAGGAAGACCGGGUGACGCAGGAAAAGAAGGACUUCCAGGUCCAGUUGGUCCACCUGGAAAAUUAGGCGAGCCUGGUUCCCCAGGACUACAAGGGUUCCCAGGGGAUAGAGGAUUUCCGGGAGUACCUGGAGCAGCAGGACUAAAAGGUGACACUGGACCUCCAGGUCCUCUUGGAUCAACUGGAGAUAAAGGACAACAAGGCGAAUCUGGCAAAGAAGGACCACAGGGUGCAGAAGGACGCAAAGGACCUACAGGUACACCAGGUGCAGUUGGUUUAAAAGGAGAUAAGGGUGAAAUAGGUCUUACUGGACCAAUGGGAAACGACGGAAUUGCGGGAGCACGAGGCGUUCCAGGACCACCAGGGCCCGUUGGACCACCAGGAGAAGACGGAGAUAAAGGUGAAAUCGGCGUUCCCGGAGAAAAAGGAUUCAAAGGUUCAAAGGGAGAAAUGGGUCCAGUCGGAGCAUUAGGAAACCCCGGAUUAAGAGGAGAACCAGGACCAGUUGGAGUGCCAGGAGAAAAAGGUCCGAUCGGAGAAAUAGGGAGACAAGGAGCUAAAGGAGAAGAAGGUUCUAUAGGAAUUACAGGACCACCUGGACCGCCGGGGACACAAGGUAUUCCAGGACUUAUCGGUCCAAAAGGCGAGCUCGGAGACGUUGGUGCCAAAGGUCCCGUCGGUCAACCUGGAGCACCUGGUGAAAUUGGCCCAAGAGGAUUUAAAGGUGUCGAUGGACAGUAUGGUCCAGCGGGUGCAGACGGCCCGACCGGCUCUAAAGGAGAACCAGGAGUAGUUGGACCACCAGGCCCACAAGGUCUCGAUGGCAAACACGGCGAGCGUGGACCAAUGGGCGCAAGAGGAGAUGACGGAAAAAUCGGAUUGCAAGGACCAAUAGGACUAAGAGGUAACAUUGGGCCAGAAGGACCAAAAGGGAAUGCAGGUGUUCCAGGAUUUCCAGGAACUCAAGGCGAACCUGGCAUUCAAGGUCCAAAAGGUGACAGUGGUCGAGACGGUGACGAUGGGAAAAUAGGUGCUCCAGGACCUCCAGGUGAAAUUGGUCCACUCGGUAAUCCAGGUAUCGUGGGUCCUCCAGGACGAACUGGAAACGAAGGUCCACCAGGAUCUCAAGGAAGUUCAGGACUACCUGGAGAAAAAGGCGAUCAAGGUUUAAUAGGGGGUUCGGGUUUACCCGGACCUGUUGGGAUAUCAGGCAUUCCGGGUGCACAAGGACCUCAAGGACCAAUAGGUUCACCUGGUUUAGCGGGUGAAGUUGGUUUACCAGGAAGAUCAGGAAAAGACGGAGAACCAGGAAAAAUUGGUGAAAUUGGGCCUUCAGGAGAAAAAGGAGAAAGAGGAAAACGUGGACCAAAAGGGCAUCCUGGAGAUAUAGGUCCAAUGGGUAUCAAAGGCCAUGAAGGCGAGAAAGGUGAUAAGUGUGAACGAGGAGAUCGAGGAUCUGAAGGUCAAAAAGGAGAAAUGGGUCCCAUUGGAUUAAUAGGAACUAAAGGCAAUGAUGGUCCUGUUGGAGUUCCAGGUGUUGAAGGUUUGCCAGGUCCCAAGGGAAUCGAAGGAGUAGCUGGAAACAAGGGCGAACAAGGAUCACCAGGACCUCCAGGUCCUCCGGGACCACCGGGUGAAUUACCACUAUUACCACCUGAAUUGGCAGGAUUUCAGCAAAACUCUUUGGCCCGAUGGAGGCGAGAAUUCAAUGACAUUAAUACCGAAGACAGUGCAAAAACAAAAACGGGUAGUUCGGAACCAAGUGACAAUAACGAUGGCCCUAAAUACAUAGACAUUGUUAGUUCAAUUUACAGUAUGAGACAAGACUUGGAACGAAUAAGAAAGCCCGUCGGAACCCGUGAAAACCCUGUCAUGACGUGCAAAGAUUUGUUUUACGGGCAUCCACAGUUUAAAGAUGGAUGGUACUGGAUUGACCCGAACUUGGGUAUGCCAUACGACGCCGUGUACGUGUACUGUAACAUGAGUAGCGGCGGAGAAACGUGCGUAUUUCCAGAUAUACACUCAAGUCAAAUGCCGAACAUCCCGUGGCGAAAGGAAGGCGACAAGACGGACUGGUAUUCAAAUCUCAGGGGCGGUUUCAAAAUUACUUACGAAACUGUGGGACCAGUGCAAAUGAACUUCCUACGAUUACUCAGCCAAAAUGGAUAUCAAAACUUCACGUACACGUGCAUCAAUAGUGUCGCGUGGUUCAAUGCGAAGUCCAACUCAUACGACAUGGCAGUCAAGUUUAUGGGAGAGAAUUCUAUACAAUUUUCGUCUGAACCGGGAUCGCCCAAAGUGGACGUGUUGGUCGACGGCUGCAAAACAAGAAAAUCUAAAAGCGAAACCGUAUUUGAAAUCCGUACCAACAAGUUGGGCAGUCUGCCGCUGACAGAUUUCUAUCCCAUCGACUAUGGGUUGCCACAACAAGCGUUCGGUUUCGAAGUGGGACCCAUGUGCUUCAAAUGACACGCUCAUUCGUCGUCGUUUUAUGUGUUUAAAACUAUAAUGAUUAUUUUUUUUUUAUGAUUUUAUGUUUAACUAUUUUUAUUACUUUUAUUGUAUAUUAGUGUGAUUGUAACCAUAACUUUACAAUCCCUUAUCGUAUAUAUUUUAUAUACUUUUUGCAACAUAUUAAACAAAUCCAUAAUUUACGAUUUCCGUCUUGGUACAUUAAUAAAUUAACUCAACGAUCGAUGCAUAUCAUAAUAGAGUAUAGACGUUUUAUUAUAGCCAACACUUGGGAGUAAAAGUCAUUGUGAACUUUAGAGUUUCGAAUUGCGAUUCGUUUUGUUGACACAUUUUUGUGUUUUAUAAUAACUCCGUGUAUACAAAACUGGAAAACAAAACGCAAUAGACAAUGUGAGUGAAAAAACUACAAUAACAAUGUUUUAUGUCAUAUAUAUAUUAUGCUAAGUAAUGAAAAUAAAAUAAUUUAUACAAAAUUAAA